Messenger RNA from Contarinia nasturtii (swede midge), 1375 nucleotides. Its product is annotated as pancreatic triacylglycerol lipase-like. Bases 53 to 1177 code for a protein of 374 amino acids. Gene Ontology annotation, biological process: lipid metabolic process. The record is from RefSeq and is a predicted model, not a curated record. Gene Ontology annotation, molecular function: lipase activity. Lineage: Eukaryota; Metazoa; Arthropoda; Insecta; Diptera; Cecidomyiidae. The transcript has 5 exons.
UCAUUCUAUCAAUUCAAUAGAAACUAGAAAAUUACCUACGGGAAUAGUCGACAUGCUAGUUGAACUUAUUUUUUGUUUGGUGACUUUCGUCAAUUUUUCGAUCACCUAUGCUGAGAGCUGUGCUGAAUUGCACGUGUCUAUUCCACCGCCAUCAAAGCAAUUAAUUGACCCCAAUAUGCUUACCUAUGCAAAAGAUGUAUUCAAGACUCAAGCAAAAAAUGAUGAGAGUACGGAAAAUAAGACGUGUACAUCAUUUUUGGCAGAAAGAGAUGUAAUUUUCGAGCUAUUUACACCUAAAAAUCCAACAGAACCGCAAAUUUUAAAAUUAAACGAUGUUAGUACCGCAAAAGCUUCAAAUUUCAUUCGAAAAUUUCCAACAAGAAUGUUAAUCCACGGUUGGCAAUGUCGUGGUCAGUUGACAAAAAAAUUUACCGCCGCAUAUUUCAUAAAAGGUGCACAUAAAGUCAAUUUUAUAGCGGUAAAUUGGCGAAAGGGUUCGAAUGAUUUCAAUUACUUCUGUUCGCGUCAACGUGUUAACGAAGUGGGCGCAUAUGUUGCCCGAUUUAUUGAUUUUUUGGCAAACCAACUCUGGGUAAAUGUUGGUGCUUUAACCAUCAUUGGACACUCUUUGGGUGCUCACAUUUCAGGACUAUCUGCAAAAAAAGCAAACCGAAAAGUUGGUAAAAUAGUGGGAUUGGACCCAGCUUUACCAACUUUCAAGUAUGAAGAGGCCGAAAAUCGACUUGCCGACACAGACGCAUCGUAUGUUGAAGCCAUUUAUACCUGUAGUGGGAAAUUGGGUCACAUUGAGCCACUCGCAAAUGCAAAUUUUUAUCCAAACGGAGGCGUUGUUCAACCAGGUUGUAUAAUGGACGUGCUUGGAAUUUUUGCUCAUUCUCGGGCAUGGGAGUUUUAUGUCGAAAGUAUUAAUAGACCAGAAUUUUAUGCCUUUGAAUGUGAUUCACUUGAAAAUUUGCGAAAAGGUACUUGUUCAGUGGUAAAUAAGAUCGUGAAAAUGGGUGGCGAACCGGGUAACAGGAAUUUAAAAGGAAUAUUUUAUUUGGACACAAAUGAUCAAUCGUUUUUCGCAAAAGGUCGCCAAGGAUUGUAUAAGGCAUUGGAGACAGUAAAAGCAAAGAUUUCGUGGCAAUCGGCUUUACGGAAGAUACCCAAUUAAAUCUUAGAUUGCUAGCUACUCAGAAGUAUGCAGUGAUUAUUCUUAAAAUGUUAGCAGAUCAGACAGCUGGCUGAUCAGUCCAGCUUUUUGUGUUGACUUAUUCGAUCAUUGUAUUUUCAAUUAUCAGUGUCCUCUCAAUAGCAACCAUAAUACAAUAAAAUGUCUUAGAUCCGUAAGAUAAACUUUUACGCACUGUGA